GUGUAUAAUUAGAACAUGCAAUCAAGCAAAAGCAAGGCAUAUUGUCUUAAGUGUAUACCUAAUAUAUCUUGUAAUUUUCUUUUGCAAAGAGAUGUUGGACUGUUGUUGGAUAAAGGAUUCAAAACUCAGGAACGAUGCUUCUUCCACCCACUGUCAAAUGACAUGUCAAUCUCUCUUAAUGCCAAUGAUCUGGACAAGUUUCUUAAAUCAAUUGGUAGAGACCCAGCAUAUGUUGACCUGGAGGCUAACCCCACAGUAGGGAAAGAUCAACCUCCUGACCUGGCUGCUUUUGUUCCAUCUAGUUCUCUGGUUCUGCCAGAUCCUGCUGAAAAAACAGCUUCUUCACACAAUACUGGUGGGAACAAUGUCACAGCUAGUAGUAACUCCAAGCCGGUGGCAGAGAAAGCUGUGAAGCCAGCCAAAAAUGUUCAUAAUAUUAAGGACAAGUCAGCCAAUGCUGUAAAUACUUCAAGCUCGUUUACAGAUGCUGAGAAAUUUGUGGAAGAGAUUCUGGAUAAAAUAUCAGCACAAAUACUUUCAGAAACCAAGGAUGGCAGUAUCCAAGAACAUGGGGAAGAGCUUGGAACUGAGAUUGCCAACAGAUUAAAAAAAUGCUGUUGCUCAGAGUUCAAGAACCUUGCUACAAUAUUCAAGAACACGGCAUAUACACAAGGGUUUCACGCUGGUAGGGCUUCAGUAUUGAGAUAAUGUUCGAGAACAUGGCUUAUACAGAUUAACUCAAGCAUUUGUGAGCUGGUUCUAGAUGGACCUCCUCAGCCUCUUUUCCCUUAACUUCCACCUAUUUUUCUUCCCCAAACUCAAAAGGCGAAAGGAAAGAAAUGUUGAAUGUUAAACUUUUAUUUUUAAUAGGUACAUUGGUGCAAAACAUUUUGAAAGAUGUAUACUCAUAUUGAACUGGCUUUAAGAUGUACCCUUUGUUAAAAUCAUUCAAAUCUUAGUUACAAAAAUAUCAUGAUCCUUUGCUGGUUUAUGAUUGUACU
Molecule: messenger RNA, 1001 nt
Organism: Pistacia vera
Lineage: Eukaryota; Viridiplantae; Streptophyta; Magnoliopsida; Sapindales; Anacardiaceae
Exons: 6
Coding region: 16-708 (230 amino acids)
Molecular function (GO): aminoacyl-tRNA deacylase activity
Source: RefSeq, a predicted model, not a curated record